GUAAAGGGUGAGAGACGGAGUGACCAAGCCUUCCCAUUCUAACCACCACCCGUCUAUAGGGCUGAUUCAGCCUGUUCCAAGGCCCAGAACCUUCUUUUGCUAGACCCUAGAGCCUUUGUCUUUAGUCAUGAGGCCUGAUGGGGUGGGGACAGCAGAUAAAAGGCCCCAAAGGCAGCAUCCACGCUCUUCCACUGAACUGCUGUCCACAUGAAACCACUGAUGCAACCCCUGGCCCAGGCCCUGCCCUUCUCUCUCGGAAAUGUUCUUCGAGGCCCGGGUCUCCAGGUGCCUGUCCUUAAGAUGGGCACAGGGUGGGAGGGCUUACAGCGAACUCUGAAGGAAGUAGCCUACAUCCUCCUCUGCUGCUGGUGUAUCAAGGAACUUCUGGAUUAGUGGUGGCAGGGAAAACCUCGUCACCCUGACACCGAGACCUGCAUCCCUCAGAUUCCCAGAGCCAGCUGGCCUUCACCAAGGACAGGCCACCAACAAGUGAAGAGUGAAAUAUGGACCCUGCUUUGGGCUGUCCAUCUGUCCAACCUGCCUCAUCCUGGGGCAUCCCGUCUCUGGUGUACUUCUGGUAGGCACAAGCUUGGCUUGCUGGCUAAGACUCCGAUGAGACUGCAGCAGGAUCUAGUACUCCUCCAAAAUUGGCACAGUGAGCUCACCAACCCGGAUGACUGAUCUGGCCAUGUACUUGAAGGACCAGGAAUGGACUGCCCCUAAGAUCUCUGGUAAUCAUGGAACUACACAUAUAAUAAAUAGGCCUUGAGGCCAGAAUUUC
This is a messenger RNA of Mesocricetus auratus (golden hamster), 781 nucleotides long. It is a transcript of the gene Lenep, whose product is annotated as lens epithelial protein. The transcript is spliced from 2 exons. Gene Ontology annotation, biological process: multicellular organism development. The record is from RefSeq and is a predicted model, not a curated record. Bases 208 to 393 code for a protein of 61 amino acids. NCBI's taxonomy places the organism in Eukaryota, Metazoa, Chordata, Mammalia, Rodentia, Cricetidae.